Molecule: messenger RNA, 2097 nt
Organism: Tetrapisispora phaffii CBS 4417
Lineage: Eukaryota; Fungi; Ascomycota; Saccharomycetes; Saccharomycetales; Saccharomycetaceae
Gene: HOS3
Product: histone deacetylase
Exons: 1
Coding region: 1-2097 (698 amino acids)
Cellular component (GO): nucleus
Molecular function (GO): histone deacetylase activity
Source: RefSeq, a predicted model, not a curated record
AUGUCGAGUAAUAAUAGUGACCCACUAUAUAGGUUUCAUCAACAGUUUAAACAGUUUGUUCAGAAUAACCCAAAUGUUAUCUCAGCAGCUAGGGCUGCUGCUACCAUCCCUGAAAGCGCUAAAGCUGUCGUCGUGCUUUCCCCAUUAUCAUUGCAUCACACUUUCCAAAGAGACUGGGUGACUAAGUCGUAUAAGAAGACUAUUGUGGAAAGACCAGAGAGAUUAUUAGCUUCUUCCAUGGGUAUUGCCGCUGCUAUUACUAUGUAUCCUGCGUUAUUCACUUUAAAGACUUCGCAUAAUAAGAGAGGAUCAAUAUUCAGCUCAUAUGUUAGACGGAUCCAUGGUGACAGAUGGCCAAACGACUUGAUUAAGUACUGUCAAGAAGCUGAUAAGAAGUUGCAGAACGGUGAGAUUGAAGUUCCUGAUUCAUGGAAUUCCGGCGAUAUAUAUCUGAGUUCGGAAACAAUUAAAGCUAUUGAAGGAUCCAUUGGCGCUCUAGAGUUAGGUUUGGAUUCUAUAUUCCACGGCCCAUCUGCGGAACAUAUCAGCAACAGAGCCUUUGUAGCUAUACGACCACCUGGUCAUCAUUGUCAUGUUUCUACUCCGUCGGGGUUUUGUUUGUUAAAUAAUGCACAGAUAGCAAUUGAAUACGCCUAUGAAAAAUAUGGUGUAUCACAUGCAGUCAUCUUAGAUUUUGAUUUACAUCACGGUGAUGGCACUCAAGAUAUAUGUUGGAAAAGAGCUGGAUUCAAGCCAGAUGAUGGUAAUGUUCAAGAUGAUGAAGAUAAAAAUGAAUAUGAUGACUUUGGUAAGAAAAUGGCCGACUUUCCAAAAGUUGGCUACUUCUCAAUGCAUGACAUAAAUUCAUUCCCAACCGAAAGUGGAUACGCUACCAAAGAUAACAUCAAAAAUGCUUCCACUUGUGUAAUGGAUGCACACGAUCUCAAUAUUUGGAAUGUUCAUUUACAAACGUGGGCUACAGAGGAAGAUUUUAAUAAAUUAUACCAAACUAAAUAUAGAACUCUUUUCGCAAAAGCUGAUGAAUUUUUUAAGAAUGCAAAAAACCAAAUGCAAGAAAUGAACAAACCAUUUAAAGGUUUGGUGGUAAUUAGUGCAGGUUUCGAUGCUUCAGAAUUUGAACAAACUUCGAUGCAAAGACACUCAGUUAAUGUUCCAACUAGUUUUUACACUACAUUCACAAAGGAUGCAUUGAAAUUGGCCCAACUACAUUGUAAUGGUAAGGUAUUGUCUGUUUUAGAGGGUGGUUAUUCCGACAAAGCCAUUGCAUCUGGUGUCUUCUCUCAUUUGAUUGGUUUGCAAAACCAGAACUGGAUUAAGGAAUGGGGUUCAGAACAAGUUAUCAAGGAAAUUGUCAGAGGUUGCAAACCUUCAUGGACUCCAUACAAGACUAAAAAAUCCCGUGAUGUCAUUAGAAUAUGGGCCGAAGAAGUUAUUGGUCUAGGUAGAUCGAUGAUUAAUGAAUUUGAGGAUGUUUUACUUGAAGGCAAACAAGCUUCACCAAAUGAAUUAUUUGGCACUGGAGAUACUCAUGCCCAAAGACUCACAAGAUCACAAGCUAACGAAAUUAAUAAUGUAAUAAAGAAAGUUCCGUCAGAAAAACAAUCUUACCAACGCAGCGGGUAUGCUGGUCACACUGAGAAAUCCAGAAUUGCAUCUGCAAAAGCUUCAUCGCAUAGUGGCAGAACUUUGAACUUAAAGAAAGAAGUUCCUUUUGUUGAUCAAGAAAUCCCAAGCGAUGACGAUGAUGAAGAUUAUCAAUACGAUGAAGAAUUAAACAAAACCUUUAAUCGUACCGUCGAAGAUAUCACCAUUGAUGAUAUCUCAAGACAUCUUGAAACAUUAGAAAUAAUACAGUCUGACGACGAUAAUGAAACUGAUGAACGUGGUUCUAAUAAAAAUAGCUCAAAAAGUGGUAAAUAUAAAACUCCAAUGAACACCACAUCAAGAAACAUGAAAACGAAUAGAAAUUCAAAUAUAUUAAAUUUCGACGAUAGUGAUAUCUCCAUGAUAUCUCACAUAGGUAGUACAACUCGUUCCAGAAAUUCUCAUACUACUAGAAGUGGAGGAAAUUGGUAG